Thlaspi arvense is the source of this 336-nucleotide messenger RNA. The record is from the annotation of a GenBank genome assembly. NCBI's taxonomy places the organism in Eukaryota, Viridiplantae, Streptophyta, Magnoliopsida, Brassicales, Brassicaceae.
UUGAUGGGAAGAACUGGGAUCGCUAUAGCACCAAAGCUGCUGUUAAGGAGGUGGAAGCAAGUUCAAGGACGUGCAGGGAUCAGCAGCAAAGCUGCAAAACCAAAUCCGAUGGUCGUGGACUACUCUAAAGAUAUUUCCGAACAUAGAGUGGAACUCAACUGUGGUGGCGAAGAGGAGUGGGUACCACACCCACGUACCGGAAUAUUCUUUCCGCCGGGACAAGAAUCGGUGAUGGACGGCGUCCCUGACGGUGCUGCUUCCUUUGACAUGACGUUUUGGCUUAGGAACGUCGACGGUGUUGAUAAACCUGAUCCUGACCUUCAUUUUCCUAAUUGA